GGUAGCUUCCCGCUACCGCUAGAUGUCUCUUACGUCGUGGAUCCUAGGUUGACGACGACGUUGUGUAUUCCGCCCCGCUCUCUCAUUCCGCAGAGGAGUCAUCAUGGGACGGCGGCCUGCGCGGUGCUACCGCUAUUGCAAGAACAAGCCCUACCCCAAGUCCCGAUUCUGUCGAGGUGUCCCCGACCCCAAGAUUAGGAUUUUCGAUCUUGGCAGAAAGAAGGCCAAGGUUGAGGACUUCCCGCUGUGUGUGCAUCUCGUCUCUGAUGAGUAUGAACAGCUUUCAUCCGAGGCCCUUGAGGCUGGCCGUAUUUGCUGCAACAAGUACUUGGUGAAGAACUGCGGCAAGGACCAGUUCCACAUUCGCAUGAGACUUCAUCCUUUCCAUGUGAUCCGCAUCAACAAGAUGUUGUCCUGCGCUGGAGCUGAUAGGCUCCAAACUGGAAUGCGCGGUGCUUUUGGCAAACCACAGGGCACUGUUGCUCGCGUCGACAUCGGCCAGCCCAUUAUGUCUGUUCGCUCAAGCGAUCGUCAUAAGGCUUCCGUGAUCGAGGCUCUCAGGCGUGCCAAGUUCAAGUUCCCUGGCCGCCAGAAGAUCUAUGUCUCCAAGAAGUGGGGAUUCACAAAAUACGAGAAGGAAGAGUAUGAAAACCUCUUGAAAGAAGGCAGACUGGAGAAUGACGGAUGCAACGUCAAGUACAGGCCUGAGCAUGGUCCACUUCUCAGCUGGAAGAACUGGCAGAAGACGCUGAGCGAAGGCAGAGGAUAAUUUGUCUAUGACCACCUUCCAAUUCAAUAAACUCAAUCUUUCGGGUAUUA
Cloeon dipterum is the source of this 819-nucleotide messenger RNA. It is a transcript of the gene RpL10, whose product is annotated as ribosomal protein L10. The transcript is spliced from 5 exons. Gene Ontology annotation, cellular component: cytosolic large ribosomal subunit; ribosome. Bases 104 to 769 code for a protein of 221 amino acids. Gene Ontology annotation, biological process: translation; ribosomal large subunit assembly. Gene Ontology annotation, molecular function: structural constituent of ribosome. The record is from RefSeq and is a predicted model, not a curated record. NCBI's taxonomy places the organism in Eukaryota, Metazoa, Arthropoda, Insecta, Ephemeroptera, Baetidae.